This is a messenger RNA of Octopus sinensis (East Asian common octopus), 2436 nucleotides long. RefSeq names its product oocyte zinc finger protein XlCOF15-like. The record is from RefSeq and is a predicted model, not a curated record. Gene Ontology annotation, molecular function: DNA-binding transcription factor activity, RNA polymerase II-specific; RNA polymerase II cis-regulatory region sequence-specific DNA binding. NCBI's taxonomy places the organism in Eukaryota, Metazoa, Mollusca, Cephalopoda, Octopoda, Octopodidae. The coding region runs from base 787 to 1728 and encodes 313 amino acids. Gene Ontology annotation, cellular component: nucleus. The transcript is spliced from 2 exons. Gene Ontology annotation, biological process: regulation of transcription by RNA polymerase II.
ACACACACAUAUAUAUAUAUAUAUAUAUAAAGUGGGAAAAUGAACGGAAAUAACACUCAAAAUAUGGACGGAGUUGUGUCUGUUGGGGAGCAGGUGAACUUUUCUCCACAUUCACUAAACUUUAAGUAACAUGAGGAGCUAACCCGCAACCACCUCCUCGGACGUAUAUGCACACACACACACAUUUUCUUCCCUGGAUAUAUUGCACCGUAUUUUUUUUUACUUUGCUCUUGUAUUUAUUGAAAAUAAACGUUGUAACUUGUCAUGGAACUGAUGUGAGCUGUUGGUCAUUUAUGACUUCUCGAAUAUUGUUUUGGUUUUUAGGCCACAGCAUCCACUGACCAUAUCCACAUUUAUUGAUCGAAAUUGCCGAAAUGCAAUUUAACAACAAAUGGCUUACAAACUACAGAAUUUUCUCAAGAAAGCCAAGAGAAAAAGAUGUUUUACGUGACACAUUCUACCAGUAUACGAGGUUUAAAAGUGUUUGGUUUCAAAGAAAUUAUUUUAAAAAUCUGCCGGUCAAAGUGAAAGGAUCCAAACGAAGAAAUAAAAGACGAUCUGUAUACGACUUGGAGAAAACGCAUUCAGAAAUAAAUUUUGGGGUUGUAAGUUGAGAACAUAUCUGUCGACGUUUUUUUUUUCCACAACCGUAAACAGAACUUCGUGUGGUGCCCCAGCAUGGCCGCGGCCUUUGGGCUAAAACAUUUUUAAGGAUUUAUAUCGAAAACAAGAAAUAAACUGGAUAAUAACGUAUUCAUAUUUCUUAAAUAUUUCUCCAGAAUUAAUAUGGAGCACGAUAAUAAUUUGGACAAUUCUAAAAGAAAUGUUUUUACCGAUAUCGAUUCCGUGGCGUGGACGUACAAGGGCAAUGAGGAGAAGCCUUUGGGUUGUGAAACAUUUCCUAAACAAAAAUCAUUGCACAGAAAUACAGAGUAUGAUUUAUAUGUGAAGUCCUUUGCCAACAGCAGUAAUUUGACGAAACACAAACGAAUACAUGGCGGGGAAAAGCCUUUCCCUUGCGAAGUGUGUGGAGAGUCCUUCCUGAUGAAUUCUCAUCUUGCACGUCACGAAAGAGUCCGCAGUGGGGUAAAGCCAUAUCAGUGUGAGAUUUGUGGUAAAUCCUUCAUUCGAAAUUCCAUUCUUGUUAUUCACAGAAGAAUCCACACUGGAGGGAAACCGUGUUGUUGCGAAGUGUGCGGCAAGUAUUUUUUCUCCGACAGUAAUUUAACAAGGCACAAAAAAGUCCACACUGGGCAAAAACCGUUCUGUUGCGAAGUGUGUGGGAAAUCAAACGGGAGCAACAGCGAACUGAGAAGACAUAGAAAUCGUAUUCACGCAGGAGGAAAAAGGUUUCACUGUGAGACAUGUGGGAAAUCAUUCUUUGAUCAUUUCAAUCUUGUAGUUCAUAUUCGGAGCCACAUGGGGGAAAGAGCGUAUCACUGUGAGACAUGUGGGAAAUCAUUCUUUGAUCAUUUCAAUCUUGUAGUUCAUAUUCGGAGCCACAUGGGGGAAAGAGCGUAUCACUGCGAGACAUGUGGGAAAUCAUUCUUUGAUCAUUUCAAUCUUGUAGUUCAUAUUCGGAGCCACAUGGGGGAAAGAGCGUAUCACUGUGAGACAUGUGGGAAAUCAUUCUUUGAUCAUUUCAAUCUUGUAGUUCAUAUUCGGAGCCACAUGGGGGAAAGAGCGUAUCACUGCGAGACAUGUGGGAAAUCACUAACAGCCACUUGAAAAAUUCACAAACACACACACACACCGGGGGGAAGGCUUUUGACUGUGGGGAUGCUUUAUAAACCUUUAUCCUGCAGAUUUAAAUUGAUCCUGUCCUACAACAUAUACACUUUGGCGAGAAGCCAUUUGAUUGUGGGGGAAGCUUGAGAAAUCCUUUUUACAAAUCUAAAAUAACCUCAUCCAGUAACAUAGACACAGUGGCGGGAAGUCUUUUGACUGUGAAGAAACUUGAUAAAUCCUUCUCUUGAAAUCAAAUUUUAUUUAAUCUGGCGACAUAGACACACUGGAAAGAAGUCGUUUGACUGUGGAGUAAGCCUGAGAAAUUCUAUAUCAAAUGCAAAUAUAUAAAGAAUCAUACAGAAUGAAGGUUGCUGAAAUAAAAUACCAAUCAAAUACUGGCAUCAGUGUAAUCGAUCUGUCCACUUUCCUCGGAAUUGGUGGCCUUGAACCCUGCGGUUGACCGGCGUCCUGUUCAGGAUAAUGUUGUGAUCUUGGUCAUUUAUGUACCAUGGAAACCAGGCAGUUGGCUUUAUGAGUUUUUACAGCUCAAGGAAAAGAAGAUUGCUGAAUGUGCUUUUAUUCAUUGUAAUUGUCUUAUAUGUGGAGGCGCAAUGGCCCAGUGUUUAGGGCAGCGGACUCGCGGUUGGAGGAUCGCGGUUUCGAUUCCCAGAUCUGGCACUGUAUGUGUUUAUUGAGCGAAAACACCUA